Bombus impatiens (common eastern bumble bee) is the source of this 1095-nucleotide messenger RNA. RefSeq lists its product as uncharacterized. Bases 31 to 630 code for a protein of 199 amino acids. The transcript is spliced from 5 exons. NCBI's taxonomy places the organism in Eukaryota, Metazoa, Arthropoda, Insecta, Hymenoptera, Apidae. The record is from RefSeq and is a predicted model, not a curated record. Gene Ontology annotation, cellular component: cytoplasm; nucleus.
UCCAAAGUUGUUUAAUAACCUAUAGACGGCAUGGCAAAGGAAGUACAUAAAUGUUUGAUAAAUUAUUUCUCACAGUUAGAGAAAGUAGAUUGCAAGUGGAAUGAAUUAUCCGAGGAAGCUAAGCGACCUCUACACGCGUUGAGAAAUCAAUCAGAGCAACUCCGAUUCGUCAUAAGCAGCGAAGUUGAUGAUGCAGAACUCUGUAAAGUAGAUGAGCUACGCGAAAGAUUGAUUUUUAAAAUUCUUAUGGGGAUCGACAACGAACUGACAUUGCUGUUCAACAUUUUAACGCGAUUCAAUAACAUUAAUCAAGACUUAAAAAAUCGUUUAAACAAUCUGGAAGAUGCACGAAGCAAGGUUUCGCUAGACGAGGGAACAAUGAAGGAAUUAAUCAAUGGGACACCUUAUAGACCACGAUUAAAUUUGCUCUUAGAAUGGGCUAUUGAGGCUUUCAAUUACUACCAUGAAUUAUAUCUUCUGAUCAAUGGAAAUAUGAAACAAUUCAAUUACAAAGAUGAAGAUACGAUUGAAAAUUUAACGAAGUCUUUUGUCGAAGACCGGUUUAAAAGGGCGCAGAUCGAACGUAUACUAUAUUUCACGCAAUUCUUAAUAAAAGAGUCUUUACGUUAGAAAUUUUUUUUUAUUGCGUAUAACUACCACAAAUCUUCAUAAACAAAUAUUUUUAGAGCCUGCAAUAUUUUAUAUAUAAUUAGAAUAAAUAAAAAUAUCUCUAUUUAUAUUAUUUCUUCAAUGACUUCAUCUUCCUGAAAUUCAAAAAGUUUCUGCGCACAGCAAACCAUAAGUAUACCGAGUGAAUUCGUAAAUAUGUGUUUUUUAUAUUUGUAUACUUCACAAAAUCAAUAUAUGAAAACUUAAUUCAUACAAAAUAACGAAAACUAAUUGCCUGCGGAUUAUGAAAUCCAUAGCGAAAUAGGUAUUACAAGUAGUAUAACCUGUUAUAUAAGUUCACAGUCAUAGACUGCACGGCGUGUUCUACUUGUCUGACUAAAAGCAAGUUUAUCUACUGAAACGACGAAUGUAUGUAUAAACUUCUUUUAUCUGCAGGUGACAGCAAUAAAAAGAUACCACAACUUU